Messenger RNA from Stegostoma tigrinum, 1639 nucleotides. It is a transcript of the gene c1h4orf33, whose product is annotated as chromosome 1 C4orf33 homolog. Bases 719 to 1321 code for a protein of 200 amino acids. The transcript is spliced from 8 exons. The record is from RefSeq and is a predicted model, not a curated record. Lineage: Eukaryota; Metazoa; Chordata; Chondrichthyes; Orectolobiformes; Stegostomatidae.
GCGGGGCCUGGUUCACCGGGAGACGGCUUUUGGGGCGGGCCCAGAUCACCUUGGAAACGAGGCGUGGCCAGCGGGCACUGACCUGACGACAAAAGGCUCUGGUGGGUCUCCCCGCCCACGUACUCCUCCUCCUCCCCACCACAACAAACCGACACCGACCGCAGUUAAAUACGAGACGUCACCUUCAUAAAAUCAAUCACCGCACAAUCCUCCGCUGUCCACCGUUUUAUUUAACCGACGCUUUUACACCGGGCCCGCCCGCGCACCCUCCCUCACACACACACCUUCUUCUGCCGAACAACUCGAGUCGAUUUCUUUUUUGAAAAACCGCCGAACAGCUCGCUGUCGUCACCAAAUUGAACCUUCCGGGAGGAAAAAAAUAACCUCGACUGGAGUUCCGCGGGAGGAUCUUAUUUCGCGGCCCCACUCCCUCCCUCGAGAGACCAGACUGUUUCCUGUCAGUGUUUGUUUAUUUACCCCUCCCACCCCAACCCACGGCUAUUUAUUGCGGCUGAAGCGAUUUGCAGAACAUCGAAGGCAGCUUUCAAGACGAAUCUAAUUCUUCGGAAUCUUUUUCAGGUCUCCCAUUCAAGACAGUUGCAAUCAUUUCAUUGUGGAGCAAUUCUAGGACUGCCACAUCUUUGGAGUACAAGUCAAAAGGCCUCACAAUUUAGACACAUAAUUUAAACAUUGACAAGUCUGUUAAACUGGUAUCCUGAUGAAUUAUACAAUUACAAAAACAUGGGAUAGUUCACCAGUGACUCACCGGGGGAUAUCACUGUCACUUAAACCUGAUGAAGAAGGUUUGCUGAUGGAGGUGGAGGGGCCUUUCUUCAAUGAUCCUUCAGCACCACCUGGUAAAAGAGGAAAACCCUACAAUCAGUUAUGGGAUUUUGAAGUUGUAGAAGCAUUUUUCUUGAAUAGCAGCAAAGAACUGUACCUUGAAGUGGAACUCUGUCCACAUGGACAACAUUUAGUACUAUUGCUUGCUGGUAAAGGAAAAGCAUGGAAGAAAGAACUGGAUUUAAAAUAUGACUGUACAAUUCAUGAAGAAAACUGGGAAGGCAAAGCACUUCUCCCAUGGAACUAUUUUCCUCCUGAUAUUAACAAAUUCAAUGCCUAUGCAAUUCAUGGCUCUGGUGAUAAACGAGUUUACGAGGCUCUGUACCCCAUACCUAAAGAACAAUUGAAGAAGGGACAACAGCCUGACUUUCAUCGCUUGGAAUAUUUCAAGGAUUUCAGCUUGAAUUCAAUGAUGGGAAAACAAUGGAAGCAACCCCAGUCUGAAUUGUGGAAAUCUGUCCAUGGGACCAAGAAGUGAUACUACCUGAGUUACUGAGAAUUUCAGACAAUCUUCUGAAUAGAAAUUUGGGAAAUAAUGUCACUGGAAACAAUUUCCUACAAAAGAUGUUUGUUUCAGCUGGCUGAAGCCAACACAACACUAACUGAGUGUUGUAAAAAAAGCAAGCCCCUCAUCGUUAACGAUUGUCAUACAGGACAGAAUAUGCUAUGACAAGGAGGAUGAACAGUGAACAUGUGAAGUACAAAUCAAUGUUAAACAACCAAGUGAUUAAAAAUACGAUAUUUAGUUAAGUUAUAACAUUUAAUUAAUAUGUAACAGACUGCCAGCAGUGUUAAA